AUGGGCAACAAGCCAUCUGUUAGGCGGUUGAAGGCUCUUAUUAUAUCUGCUAAGGUAGACAUGGUGGGUAUCACUGAACCAAAAGUUUCUUUCCACAAGGCUGGACGACUAAUGAAAAAGAUUGGGAUGGAUGGAGUUGUUUCCAAUGGCGAGGAUAAUGGUCACAGGCUAUGGGUGUUUUGGUGGCAAGGUGCUCAGGUCAGGGUAACGGACACUCAUGAACAGUUUAUCACCUUGGAAUGCAGGGUGGGAAAUGAGAAGGCAGUCCUUGUGUCUUUUGUACAUGCAUUAUGCUCCUCUUAUGAAAGACGGGUUCUCUGGAGUGCCUUGAUUGACCAGGGGGUGGGAGUCUCAACCCCGUGGAUUGUAUGUGGUGAUUUUAAUGCUAUUUUGAGCCCCGACGAAAAGGUGGGAGGAAGGCAAGUGUGCCCUAUUUCUUUGGAGGAUUUUGGCACUUUUGUAAAUAAUGCAGGUUUGGUGGAUGGUGGUUUUCAAGGGAACGCCUUCACCUAG
Molecule: messenger RNA, 513 nt
Organism: Telopea speciosissima
Lineage: Eukaryota; Viridiplantae; Streptophyta; Magnoliopsida; Proteales; Proteaceae
Exons: 1
Coding region: 1-513 (170 amino acids)
Molecular function (GO): catalytic activity
Source: RefSeq, a predicted model, not a curated record